Messenger RNA from Triticum turgidum subsp. durum (durum wheat), 1608 nucleotides. Lineage: Eukaryota; Viridiplantae; Streptophyta; Magnoliopsida; Poales; Poaceae. The record is from the annotation of a GenBank genome assembly.
AUGCUUCCUAUCCUACUAGGUAAAGUCGGCAACAUGAGCUUAGCCACAAUACAAACGCGUAGCAUGACGUCUUGUUCAGGUCUAAGUCUUGCUACGCUGGUUAUGAUGGCCACCUUGCUGUUAUUUUUCUUGAAGAAAAAUAAAAAUGCGGUGCCACAGACAGGCCAAUUCCCCCCUGGGCCGGCUACGCUACCCUUCGUCGGUAAUAUGCACCAGAUGAUUUGGAACAAACCGGCGGUGUUCCGCUGGAUCCAUCGUCUGCUCAAGGAGAUGAAUACAGACAUCCUGUGCCUUCGUCUUGGAGCGACCCAUGUCAUUGCUGUGACAAGCCCGGAGAUCGCAUGCGAGGUAUUGCGAAAGAAUGACGAGGUUUUCGCCUCCCGUCCCAUCACCUUUGCCUCUGGCUCAUUUAGCUACGGGUACAAGGGCUCUAUCUUGUCACCACACGGAGAGCAAUGGAAGAAGAUGAGGCGGGUCCUCGCCUCUGAGGUCCUCGCCCCGUCCAUGGAGCAAAAGGUCCAGCACAUCCGGGAGGAGGAGUAUGACCAUCUUGUAAGGUACAUUAACAAAACUUCUUGCUGCAGCUCCGAGGCCAUUGUCGACGUGCGGCAUGUAUCACGACAUUUCUGUGGUGACAUGAUAAGGAGGCUUGUCUUCGGCAAGCGAUACUUCAGCAACCUACCAGCUUCCGCGACCAGCGGUCCUGGGCAUGAUGAGCUGGCACAUGUUGCCGCGCUUUUCACUCUCCUCAACCAUGUAUACAGCUUCUGUGUGUCGGACUAUUUUCCUGCCCUGCAAGGCCUCGACUUGGAGGGCCAUGAGAUGGUUUCCAGGGAUGUAAUGAGAACAAUCAAUCGGUUGCAUGAUCCCAUCAUAGAGGACAGGAUUCGUGAAAGGUCCAAUUCCAUUCAGAGCCGUGCUGAAAAGAAAGAGGCCAGAGACUUUUUGGACGUCCUGGUUUACCUUGAAGAUGCACAAGGACAGCCAUUGUUGUCCCUAGAAGAUAUAAGAGCACAGACAACGGAAAUUAUGUUUGCAAUAAUUGACAACCCAUCCAACGCUGUUGAGUGGGCACUCGCUGAGAUGAUCAACAGGCCGGAGGUCAUGCAAAAAGCAAUUGAUGAACUCGACAUGGUCGUCGGUAAAGAGAGACUAGUCCAGGAGUCUGACAUUUCUCAGCUAAACUAUCUCAAAUCAUGUAUCCGGGAGGCCUUCCGCAUGCAUCCAUACCAUCCUUUUAACCCACCACAUGUUGCCAUGGCGGACACCACGGUGGCAGGCUACACCAUACCUAAGGGUAGCCAUGUCAUAUUAAGCCGGUUUGGACUUGGUCGCAACCCCAAGAUCUGGGUCGAACCACUGGAGUUUCGGCCAGAGAGGCAUCUCAAUGCGGCAAAUGUACUUCUCACUGAACCAGGCCUACGUUUCAUUUCAUUUAGCACUGGGAGGAGGGGUUGUCCAGGGAUCUCACUUGGUACCUCGGUAACAAUGAUGUUGAUUGCAAGGAUGCUGCAGGGAUUCACUUGGACGAAGCCUCCUGGCAUUCACAGUAUCGAUCUCCAGGAGAGCAAAAUUGGCCUUGCGCUAGCUGAACCCCUUGUUUUGUGA